Coprinopsis cinerea okayama7#130 is the source of this 3300-nucleotide messenger RNA. RefSeq names its product CAMK/CAMKL/GIN4 protein kinase. The transcript is spliced from 3 exons. NCBI's taxonomy places the organism in Eukaryota, Fungi, Basidiomycota, Agaricomycetes, Agaricales, Psathyrellaceae. Gene Ontology annotation, biological process: intracellular signal transduction; protein phosphorylation. Bases 1 to 3300 code for a protein of 1099 amino acids. Gene Ontology annotation, molecular function: protein serine/threonine kinase activity; ATP binding. The record is from RefSeq and is a predicted model, not a curated record. Gene Ontology annotation, cellular component: cytoplasm.
AUGCAGAACAGUCAAGACAGCCCGCCUCGCGCACCUCCUAUUCAGUACAAUGCCCCACUGGGAACUCGCUGGGCAAAGGAAAAGGCCGCCGCUGGGGGCUCAGCAGCCUUCGAUCUCCCUUCAGAUCCAAAGUCUAUCGGUCCCUGGAUCCUGGGCGAAUGCAUCGGCAAAGGCGCUUCUGGUCGUGUAAAGAUUGCCCGCCACCAACGAACCCGCCAGCUUGCAGCCGUCAAGAUCCUCCCCAUUGCACCGUUGGUCAACUCCAGAGCCUCUCUCGCCACCCAGCAGGCCAAAUCCGAAAAGCAGCGUCUCGGCAUCGACCGCGAAAUCACAAUGAUGAAACUCAUGAACCAUCCCAACAUCAUGCGCAUCUACGACGUCUACGAGGGCGAGAAGGAGCUCUUUCUCGUUCUCGAGUACGUCGAGGGUGGCGAGCUCUUUGACUUUUUGGUCAACCGCGGUCGUCUUCCACCGAGCGAAGCUCUUCUCUAUUUUCGACAGAUCAUCUAUGGUCUCAACUAUGCACAUACCUUUUCCAUCAUCCACAGAGAUCUCAAGCCCGAGAAUAUCCUCAUCGCCUCUCUCGACCCGCCUGUCGUCAAGAUUGCCGACUGGGGCAUGGCGGCCUUUGCUCCCCCUAUGCUCCAACUCGAAACUAGUUGUGGAUCUCCUCACUACGCCAGUCCCGAGAUCGUCAAUGGAGAAAAGUACUUUGGAACGGCAACGGAUAUCUGGAGCUGUGGUGUCAUUCUCUAUGCUCUCUUGACUGGCCGACUUCCCUUUGACGACAAAAACGUUCGCACUCUACUCUCCAAGGUCAAGAGCGGCAAGUACGACAUUCCUUCUUGGAUGGAUCCCAUGGCCAAAGACCUCUUGACCAAAAUGCUUGUCGUAGACGUUCACAAACGCAUCACGAUUCCAGACAUUCUUGUCCACCCAUGGUUCGUCAAGGGUCCGACAUCCACCUCGCAACAUACUAUGGACAUUACUUUGGCUCAACCUCCACUACCCCCUUCUCCUAGUACUCUGGCGCGCCCCAUUGCUUCUCCUGAUCUCAUUGACCCUGAACUCUUUGCCUCGUUGCGUAUCAUCUGGGGACGACACGCCGAUCCCGACGGCGCUGCCAUCCAACAAGACCUUUGUUCCCCCGCAGGUCAAGGGCUACACGCCAAGGCAUUCUACUUCCUUUUGGACAGAUACAGAGAAGAAUCACUUCGCAACCGGUCUGAUGACGCUGCGGAUAGGAUACAAACUCCACGUUCUGAAACUGAAUGUCAAUCGGACAAACUCUAUCUUGGCUGGGACCUCGAUCAAACUCGUGCACGCAGGAGCCUCGAGGCUGUCGUGAACACUUCAUCUCCGGCGGACAAAGCUGUCUCACCCUACAGAUCGACCACGCCCGCGAAUGAACCCUUUACUGCGGAUGAUCCACGAUCCAAUGAAUUGGUGCUGCCUACUGCGUCUCGCUCAGCCCAUCAGUCCAUUCGACAUCCGAUGGAUACGCGAAAGAGGCAAACGACACAUUCUUACUCUACGACAUCUACGGCAACCUCCGCGACCCGGAGUACAGCUUCUUCGAUAAACACUAUCAGCUCUCCUCGGUCUGCCAUUCCCAAGCGCGGGUAUACGCAUUCGAUGACCCACGGCCAAACACGAAGUUCUCAUGAGAAACGACGUGCGACUGACCCGAGUAUCCAGUCGAUGCCUGGAACGCCUAUACCGACCACACGACACCCCAACCUCCUCGGAGAAGAUCGAUCGUUCUUGAAGGAGCUUCAGCGUCGUGCAUCAGCUGUACCAUUCCAUGCAUCCGUGCACCCAGGUCGGGUCCCGCCGCCGUCUUUGAUGGACGUGGACUCUUCUGCGGUCACGUUGAGACAGUCCAUGGUCGAACGUUCCGAUCUCCGUGAAAACGUGGAUAGACCUGGGGCGGUUAGAACUGACGUUUCAGUUAUUCCAUCUGACAACCAUAUCCACCACCGGCAAUCUACUCGUCGUCGUGCCUCACUAGACGCCGAAAAGGAGAACGCCAUGGCUGUCGAUGAUGGGUGGACUCACGUCGAAACCGAGUCUGCUAAUGCUCAUUCUCGACCUAGUCCUUUCGGCGUAACGACCAAUCGGGAGGUUGGACGAGAUGUGGUCAACACGCCGGAGACCACCCACUCCAUUCCGAGCGCCAAAACCAAAAAGGAGAAAGAAAGGAAAAGUCGACCGCCGCCGAUUGAAUUACCGCCCAUCCAUCAGCGUCGCACUUUGGUUGGUUCCUCUUUCCAUACGCCUUCUCCGGGCCUCCAUGGUGGUACUGGGACUGCCCAUACUGGUAGUACGAGCAACAGGAUUAUGGCCUCCCCUGUUGUCGGCGAGUUCAAAGGCUGGUUCUCGAAUUUGUUCAACUGGAAGAGCCACUCUGCUCAUCCUCCCGCCUCUGUCUUCUACUCCCCAGAAGACAUCCCCAAAACUCGCGAAAUGACGCUCCGGUUCUUCCAGAGUCUCGCUUUUGGCAUUUCUCGUGUUAUUCUGGAUCUUAACGCCGACAGCAGUGAGAUUUAUCAUUGUCGAUUGGACCAGAGCGUGGUUGAUCUUGCUACGAAUACGACGCUGAAACCUGUCCGGUUGAGGGUGGAGUUUAGUCUUGUUGUUCCUGCUAGUCCUGGGCCCACUACUGGUGGUGGGACUGGUGCUAUGACGAGCUCGGCUGGGACUACGCCGACGCCUACGCCGACCACUGCUACCUCGGAAUUCUGGACGUUUACUACUGGGCAACUUCAACAACAUGCGCAACAGCCGUUGGAUCCUAGUUCCAACACCUUUUUGAGCGCUGGGACGGCUGGAUUUGGAGCGAGAGCGACUCGGAAUAGUCUUGCUGCACUUGGUCGGACGGCUUCGAAUGCGAUUGGGCAUCACCAUCAAAGUCACCAUCAUCAUCAUCAUCUUCACCAUCAUCCUACUGUAAAUACGACCUCAGCUACUACCACUACUACGGCUCCUACCUCAGGUGGGCAGGGUGCUACGGUCAACGCCAACGCAACGGCUCUGCUCUCGACACACUGGGAGAUGCCUCUCGGCUGUGCGUGUGUGAUUGUGAUGACGUUUGAGAAGGGGUCGGGGUCUGCGUUUAGGGCGGUUAAGCAGCGGUUGCAGGAUAUGUUUUCGGAUUCGCAGGUGGUUGGGUCGGGUGUAGGCGCGGGUGUGGGUGUGGGUGCAGGUGGGGGUGUUGGGGCGGGAGGAGGCGCUAUUUCGCCGACGUGUUUCAGUCCUGUUUUGACUGCUGCUGGUGGUGGGGAUCGGAUGGUGAUGUAG